GCCAUCCUCAACCCUCAAUCCUCAACCCAACUCAAACACCACAUCCCUCGACCUCCCCACCCGUUCCUCCACCCGCGCAUGCACCCUCGAGACGUCCCCGCGCAUCGAUACCACGCCAUUCAGCGUACAGCACAGCGCCGAAUCGCCGCCGGAUUGCCAGUUACCCCGUGUGCAGGCCCGCGAGGCCUGCCCGCUUCUUCCCAGACGCCAUGGCCCGACCCACCACAGACAGCCACGACGAGCCCACACCCUCGCCUUCUGCCAAUACUGAGGAUGUAUUCGCCGAUGAGUAUGCUCUAGACGCCGAGGAAGAUGACUUCAUGCCUAUUGCCGACGGCUUUCGACCGACCAGCGUUAGUGAGAGAACCGCUGCCGACCCCGAGCUCCAACACGACCAUACCGCCAGUCAACCGCCGUCAACUCCCACAGAGCAGGUAACAGACGAUGACAUUGGGAGCGUAUCUUCACAAAGCGGUGCGAUCAAAGCCCCAUACCGACUACGCUCGCCUUCACCGGAUUCUGGCCACCCGGACCCCCACCACAACAGAACCGCCAGUGCACAAGCUGCAGAAGCAUUGCGACGCCAUGUAUCCAUUACCUCCACGACCUCCUUUGCUACCAGCUCGGAUAGUCCUUUCAAUUCAGGCCCAAGCCAUCCCUAUGCCAUGUACCCCCAAAACCCCGUGGGGCGUAGCUCAAGCGUGACAACCUCCUCAGCACAGCGACCUAUACACCAGCUACCCUCACUAAGUGGACCCACGCACCCCUAUGGCAUGUACCCGCAGAACGUUGUCGAGGAGGAUGCUCUACCACCUGUCCAGUCCACCAUACCCUUAGGCUUCCCUGGGCUGAAUACAGGAUACCAUAGGCGGAUAGGACCCGAUGGCGAAGAACAAGACAUAAUCGGACCAGAUGGCCACACCGAACAACUACCUCCUUACACCCGUUACCCGGAAGAGGGUCCAACGAAGGCCGCCUUGGCCGCCGAGGCAAGUGCAACACCCAUUGUAGCCCCCGUUCCUGCGCCCGUCGCUGCACCCGCCGCCGUAUUGGAUAGCGCUGCGGUCACGACGCCGUCGUCGCCUGAAUUACCUCCCUCACCUGUUUCACCCGUCGCGCCCCUUUCCCCUGUUCAAGCUUUGCCACCCCAGGCACAAGAACCGCAGAAUGCCGGCGCCCCACUGCGACCCGCUAAUGUCGAGGCCGCUACCACACCGGCUGCCUCGCUUUCCGCAACAGACAGUGGCUUUCCGGAAAAGCAGGAGAUUGGAAAGGGUGCCACUCCUUGGCGAAAGAAACGGCUUUGGGGCAGGGUUCCGAUGGUUGUGGCGAUAGCAGUUCUCUUCCUGCUGUUGAUAUUCGCUGCCAUCUUGGGUGCUGCCAUUGGCACAUUUAUCGCAAAGGCCAGGAACAGGGGCGGGAGCUAUGGAUCCAAGGGGAGAGAUUACGAUGAGCCAUCGCCACAAGUGACAGGCACCAUCUCUUUGUUUGAUGCAACUCCAAUCCCCACACCAACGUCGUUAUCGCCCAUCCCUACUGGGACUUUUGCCUUGCCUCUGGGAAUCGCGCAAGAGAGCAGCAAGAAUUGUCUAACAGUGGCCAAUCAGCUUUCUGCAUGGUCCUGCAAGUUGACAUUUGCUCCCUUGGUGCUCACCAUCAACUCCACGGACCGCACCGGUCAAUCGAUUCGUCCCAUGGCUUCCAUUGCACCUUUCCCAGGUCCAGACAAAAGCAUCCAAUAUGGUAUCCAGCCGCCUUCGAUCGCUCGCACGCCCAUGCAGCUGGUAUCCGACCUAGACUUCAAAGUAUACGGACCCGCAUAUCACUUCGCGUCCAUGUACGACAAGAUUGUCGUGCUCGGCCAGAAUGACUUUGCCGCUGGCGCGGCACUGGUAACCCCACAACGACGCGAUGACAAAGCACAGUUCCGGCACCGGUUCGAGGUCCAACCAGGCGAUACCCCAUGGUUCUGCUACUGGAACUCGACGUAUCUCGAGGGCUAUAUUUAUGUUGAGGAUAACUCCACCGCAGCCACCGUCACAAAUUACCCGACCGCUUGGCCCCCGAUACCCUCUGGCUCAUCUCUUCCCCUCGAAACUGCGCCUGCAACGGCUAGCGACCAAGCCCCUUCUAGCCCACCUCCCCCGUCCCAAGCAACACCGCUGCCCGCUUCGGCGCCUCCAAGGCGGAGAGACGAUGUUCCUUACCCAAGAUACACUCCUUAUCCCCGCAUCGUGAAGAUUGAGGAGCGGCGUCUGCCCGGAUCGCCGAAACCGUAUUGCCAGCAAAUGCGACUUCUUGAGAACCUGACCUUAGUACCCGUGGUGGACGACGCCCAGGACCCCAUCAGAAUCUACCUCAGCGAGGAAGAUCCGAGCCUCCAAGAAUUCAUGGACCCUGACAGUCCCUCCCCCAGCCCAACAGCGACUAGUGUAUCCGGGCAACCCAGGCGGAGGAACCUGGUAAGCCUAGAAAAAAGGGGGGACCCUCCACAAGCCUGCCAUUGUCAGUGGAUGUUCCAGUGAUUUCGUGUAUAUAUUUCAUGGUCGGUUCGGCGCUUUUUCACUGCAUCUGUACGGUUUUUCCUUGGGCAUAUUCGGUUCACCGCGACAUCAUGAAUGGGAAGGAUGUUAUGAUUGGGCUGUCAAUUCUGGGCAUCGGUGUUGUUGGAGUAUCUCGGAGGGUCAGGAGGCACCCUUGGGCAAUGAUAUGGUUGGUUUUCUUUCUCUCGUACAGCAGAGCGAAGCUUCCAUGCGCGCAGUAUAGGCGGCGCCGCGCCAUGAUGGAUUUCUUUUUUAUUUCCUUCCGGAACCAGUCCAUUCGAACAAGGCAUUUCAUUGGUAUCCAGGCUUGCAUGGCCGUUUGCUUCAUCGAAAUAUCAACGAACUCUCUCUUAGGAUAGCACACCCUGAAAGGCUGUCGCCGACAUUUCAUAAGGUGUAUUAGAUGACAUGGAAAACAGAACAGUUUUUUCAAAAACACGAUUUGUGCG
This is a messenger RNA of Westerdykella ornata, 2992 nucleotides long. RefSeq lists its product as uncharacterized. The record is from RefSeq and is a predicted model, not a curated record. The coding region runs from base 210 to 2525 and encodes 771 amino acids. The transcript has 2 exons. NCBI's taxonomy places the organism in Eukaryota, Fungi, Ascomycota, Dothideomycetes, Pleosporales, Sporormiaceae.